This is a messenger RNA of Hypoxylon trugodes, 873 nucleotides long. Its product is annotated as Nitroreductase. The coding region runs from base 1 to 873 and encodes 290 amino acids. The transcript is spliced from 2 exons. Gene Ontology annotation, biological process: cellular response to oxidative stress. NCBI's taxonomy places the organism in Eukaryota, Fungi, Ascomycota, Sordariomycetes, Xylariales, Hypoxylaceae. The record is from RefSeq and is a predicted model, not a curated record.
AUGCGCCCGCACUUUGUCACUUCAGCCGUCUUUUCCCUCUCUAGACUUAGCACCACUUCGGCCACCACCACUUCUCGAGCUACUACUACUACCACAACAGCUCUUAAAUCCCUAGCAGCAACCUGUCCUCAACAGAGACUAUUCUCCUCUAGUGUCCUGCAGUGUGAUCUAGCCAGGCCCCAGGCAAAGAAUCACCAAAGACUUACCGUCUCGACUACUACACCGUCCUCCGCAUCUUUCAGUACCACUUCCACAAUGGCUACUCCCAUCAACUCCAAAUCGGUCCUCGAGCUGAUCAAGGAACGUCGCACAUACUAUGCCCUCAGCAAGGACCUAGCUAUCUCCAAGGACCGCAUUCAGGAGAUUGUCAAGGACGCCGUCCUACACGUCCCCUCCUCCUUCAACUCCCAGACCAACCGUGUCCUCGUCCUCUUCGGAGCCGAGCACGACAAGCUAUGGGACUUCACAUCCGAGGUCCUUAAGGCCAUCGUUCCUGAGGACUCUUGGCAAAACACCGCCAACCGUAUUGCCCUAUUCAAGGGUGGUGCUGGUACCGUUCUCUUCUUCGAAGACCAGGACGUUGUCAACCAAUUCCAGGCCAAGUUCCCGCUAUACAGCGACAAGUUCCCGUUGUGGGCGGCACAGUCGGAUGCGAUGCUACAAUAUGUAGUAUGGACCGCUUUGACGGCCGAGGGUCUCGGUGCUAACCUCCAGCACUACAACCCAUUGGUUGACGCCAAGGUAGCCGCUGAGUGGGGCAUCCCCGACAACUGGAAGCUCAACGCCCAGCUUGUCUUCGGUGGCCGCACCGGCGAUGCCGGCCCCAAGGAGUUCCAGGCCAUCGAGGAGCGCUUCAAGGUUGCUGGUGCUUAG